This is a messenger RNA of Prionailurus viverrinus (fishing cat), 1014 nucleotides long. It is a transcript of the gene ZNF883, whose product is annotated as zinc finger protein 883. Gene Ontology annotation, molecular function: RNA polymerase II cis-regulatory region sequence-specific DNA binding; DNA-binding transcription factor activity, RNA polymerase II-specific. NCBI's taxonomy places the organism in Eukaryota, Metazoa, Chordata, Mammalia, Carnivora, Felidae. Gene Ontology annotation, biological process: regulation of transcription by RNA polymerase II. The record is from RefSeq and is a predicted model, not a curated record.
AUGAAUGGAAAAUGUGGUAAAUCCUUCAGCCGGACCACUAAUCUUAUUCAACAUCAAAGAAUACACACUGAAGAGAAGCCUUAUGAAUGUAAUGAAUGUGGAAAAGCUUUUAGUCAGAGCACUAAUCUUAUUCAACAUCAAAGAGUCCAUACUGGUGAGAAACCUUAUGAGUGUAAUGAAUGUGAAAAAACAUUUAGUUAUAGGUCAUCCCUUAGAAAUCAUGAGAGAAUUCAUACCAGAGAAAAACCCUAUCCUUGUCAUGAAUGUGGGAAGGCUUUUAGCCAUAUUUCAGCCCAUACUCAACAUCACAGAAUUCAUACUGGAAAACCAUAUGCGUGUACUGAAUGUAGGAAAACUUUCAGCUGGAGCACACAUCUUAUUGAACAUCAGGGAAUUCAUUCUGGGGAAAAAUCCUACCAAUGUAAGGAAUGUCGCAAAGUUUUUUGCCAUAGCACAUCACUAAUCCAACAUCAGAGAACUCACACAGGAGAAAAGCCCUAUAAAUGUAAUGAAUGUGGAACAGCCUUCAGUCAUACCCCAGCCUUCAUUCAACAUCAGAGAAUUCAUAUGGGAGAGAAUCCCUAUGAAUGUAAUGAAUGUGGAAAGGCCUUCAAUUGGAGCGUACAUCUUACUCAACACCAGAGAACUCAUACUGGAGAGAAACCUUAUGUUUAUAAGGAAUGUGGAAAGACUUUCAGCCGAAGAACACACCUUACUGAACAUCUAAAAAUUCAUUCUGGGGAGAAACCCUAUCGAUGUAAUCUAUGUCAAAAACUAUUUUGCUAUAGAACAUCAUUAAUUCGACAUCAGAGAACUCAUACAGGAGAGAAACCCUACCAAUGUAAUGAAUGUGGGAAAUCUUUCGGCUUAAGCUCAGCCCUUACUAAACAUAAGCGAACACACACAGGGAAGAAACCUUAUCAAUGUAAUAAAUGUAGUGAUGUUUUUUGUCAUAGUACAUAUUUAAUUUGAUACCAAAGAAUUCAUUUUAGAAAUGAAAUCUUAUCAGAGUAA